Molecule: messenger RNA, 2897 nt
Organism: Sarcophilus harrisii (Tasmanian devil)
Lineage: Eukaryota; Metazoa; Chordata; Mammalia; Dasyuromorphia; Dasyuridae
Gene: BCL7B
Product: BAF chromatin remodeling complex subunit BCL7B
Exons: 6
Coding region: 981-1766 (261 amino acids)
Source: RefSeq, a predicted model, not a curated record
AGAGUUCUGGUCUCUCUUGACUCUGUGUUCUGUGCACUGUGGUGCCCCCAUCUGCCUUCCCAGGUACCACAGCUCAUUCAAUCCUGCACUGCCCUAAUUGGUCCUAGGUUUCCCUGAAGUCAAGCUUAAAUGUGCAGGUUCUAUCUACCCUUUUGUUUUUAGUAUCUCGUCCUCUGGACAGUCCUUCAGAUUCUUGGAGGCUGACGUCAUUUCCUUGAAGAUUCCUCGAUUCCUCUUUGCUAAAAAUCCCUAGCUCCUCUGUCCUAUGAUGGUUCUGCUCUGGAUGCUCUCCAGCUGACCAGCCCCCUUACCCUGUGGCUCCAUGUGAAUGUGGGGAGAGAGCAGCACACCCUGUUCUUGGAAACUGUCUCACAGUGUCCCUCCCACUCCCCCACAUCACAUCGGCUCUUGGUCAACAUUGCAGUGCUGAUUCAUAUGAAACCUGUCUUCUCAUACCCCCAGAUCCUUUUCAGAGUAGCUGCCUGCCCCAAUUCCCUUUAUUUAAAUUAGCCGUUAUUAUAACACCUGUAGAGAACACUUUUGUGGUUUACCAAUUCUUUUUUUCCCCACUACAACUCCCCAGAGAGGGGAAAAACAUCUCUCUCUCUCUCUCUAUUAAUCAUCUGUGGAGAGAGUACAAGAAUUUUCUUCAUUUUAUGGAAUAGAUGAUAAAUUGAGGUGACAUUACUGAUCACAUAGCCAGCUAUUUCAUAAAGCACUUUAGGGGGCAGAUUUGGGAAUCACCAUCCCUUCCUUCCCUCCUGUCAUCCCACUGGCUUGCUGUCAGAAGUGUUUUCUUGUGAUAAAGCUAGUUGGUUACUUGUUUCCAGGUACUUAGCACUCAGGAGGGAGAGGAAAUGGAAAGAAAGGUCCUGUUUUUUGUAAUCUAAUGAGAAUACAAACUGUACACUGGUGGAAAAGGAAAUUAUGUCCCUGGAGCAGAUUUUUGUGUUGUUUUCUGUUAGCAACUGGAUGAGAAAAUGCAAAUUAACAUCUUGCUUUCCUGGAGGGAAAUGUGUCCCAGUACUUCCUCUUCUCUUCCAGUUCUUGCCUUGGGGUGCUUGACUCUAGAAAGGUGUUUCUUGCUGCCUUCUAGGAGAGGAAAAGACUUGUACAAGUUGUAUUUCAGUGCAAGCAGCCUAAUGUUGGAAAUGUGGCCAUAUGUAGUCAGACUUAAAACUCUCCCAAGAGGAGGUGACUUCCAAGCAUUCUUUGUUUUGAAGAGAAUUCCUAGCAGAGGUGCUCCCUGGGAGAAGAAGUGGGUAACUGUGGGUGACACAUCCCUUAGGAUAUUUAAAUGGGUGCCAGUAGCUGACAGCAAAGAGAAGGAGAAAUCAAAAUCAAAUAAUUCAGCAGCCCGAGAACCUAAUGGUUUUCCUUCUGACGCCUCUGCCAAUUCUUCUCUCCUUCUGGAAUUCCAAGAUGAGAACAGCAACCAGAGCUCCAUGUCUGAUGUCUAUCAGCUCAAGGUGGACAGCAGCACCAACUCGAGCCCCAGCCCCCAGCAGAGUGAGUCACUGAGCCCAGCGCACACCUCAGAUUUCCGAACAGAUGAUUCCCAGCCACCCACAUUAGGCCAGGAGAUUCUUGAGGAACCAUCCCUGCCUGCUUCUGAAGUGGCUGAUGAACCUCCCACCCUCACCAAGGAAGAACCUGUCCCACUGGAGACACAGGCUGCAGAGGAUGAAGAGGAUUCAGGUGCCCCACCACUAAAGCGUUUCUGUGUGGAGCAGUCUGCUGUGCUGCAGGCGGCGUCAGAAAGCUAGCGACACCCUGGCACCCCUGCCCGCUUGGCCCCUAGUCUCUAUUUAUUGAAUUCUGGUCCUGGCUGUGCUGUGUUGCUGGGGUGAAGGCAAGCAUUGGGGUCCAGAGACUGCGUGUCUCAGCCCCUGGGGCUGAAAGGCCCCAGGAGGGAAGGUGGCCAGAGGGACGUGGGGUAUGGCGUCAUCUUUGUGUCCAUGGUACCUGUCUGCUUGCUCCUAGGAAGAGGGCUGCUUCUCCCCCUCUGCUUUCCUUAGGGGACUCAAGCUGCAAAGUGGUUGUCCCCAGGAGUUCCGCAAGUACCGGGUUCUGGGAGUCCCCAGGGCACCCGGGCCUCCAAGUGGAGUUCGUGCCUCUUGGGUAUCAGGCCCUGCCCCUGCCUUUUUGUAGCCAAGCCCGGAGCAUCAGCUGUCAUCCCUAGUUGUGUGGCCUCUGCUCCUCGGGCUGACCUGCUAGGCCAGCGAGUAUAGUGCCGAGAGGGCUAAGUGCCCUGUAGAGACACAGCACUUCAGGGGAUCCUAGCGACCCUCGUUGGGGCUGUGGACAAAGCCCGUAAGCUGGCGAGCUCUCCCGGCAAGGGCAAGAGUGAGCCCUUCAGCCUCAGGUAGGAGUGGGGCUAGGGCUGGCAUUGGAGAGGAGAGGGUCAGGAUUGCAUGCCAUGGCCUAGUGGAGGCUUCUGGGAAAAGGAGAGGCUUCUUUACCACCUGAUUGAGCUUGGAAGUGGAUCACAUGGAUUUCCAUUUGCCUGGGCCCUUUUGCCUCUUCCUCAAUUGUCUCCCAUUGAGCUCUCCCCCAGCUGCUCUCUUCCUCUUACUCCCCUUCCUCACACACCCCCUUUUCCUGCUGUCCCCUCCCUUCUGGUGUGGCCCCUGUCCCCAGUCCUGGGUCAGCACUGCUGCUACAGCUUAUGUCCUAGCAAGAGUGUGAGGUUCUGGGAACACCGAACCCAAUUCUUCUUCAGCUCAGACUUUCUGGAAAGUUUCCUUUUCUUUGAAAUCUGCAUGUUGAAUCGAACUUUGUGAUAUUAUUUUUUGUUUUAAAAAAGAAGUUUAAGAAAAUUGAAAUGGGCGACUAUGAGUGAAGACAUAUUUUAGCACUGAAUAGAAUAUUUUUAAAAUUAAACUAUUUGAAAUACA